This is a messenger RNA of Pelodiscus sinensis (Chinese soft-shelled turtle), 3331 nucleotides long. The record is from RefSeq and is a predicted model, not a curated record. Lineage: Eukaryota; Metazoa; Chordata; Testudines; Trionychidae.
CAGAGUCAGUGCAAGAACAGGGAUUAGAAAUCAGGAAUUCUUGGCUUCUAGCCCACUUUUCAGAUCAACCCCUCCACGCCCCUUUCCACAGCAGAUAGGUUUAGGUUUGCAUUGUGAAAAUUGCCUGCACUACAUGGCGCACUGGCCUUUCAGUUUCAUGCACGUCAAAUUCAAGCACAUUUCUAAAACUAUAUAUAAUCCCAGAUCAUCUGUUCUGUAGUUAUGAAUGAGUGUGCUAGAGACACGCUUCAUUGCUUCAUGCAAAGCACUCAAUACUCACGAAAGAAACUGAAAAAAGAGAGAUUAACAUUUUUCAAUAGAUUAAAGUAAAUUAAAAUAGUAAUAUCAGCCUCUGUGUUUGGUGUUUCUUAGGAACCAAUGACCAACGGGAACUAUUAACCAUCCUCCCUUGUUAAGGACCCUGUCCAACCCCCAUUAAAGUCAAUGGACAGCCACUUGUUACUUUCAACCAGAGAUAGAUCAGUCCAUAAAACAAGAGGAAAUGUUCCAUAUCUAAAUGUGCCCCAAAGGGGACACUUGAUUCUUGACUGUCCAUUAGAAUCAAACAUUGGCAACCAGCUAGUGGCAUUGGAAGUAUUUCUGGAGUGUGAGUGCUGAGCUCACCUUCUUUAGACCUGUUGAGAUCAAGUUGCCAAUUCUCCUGGACCACACUCCAUUGCUGCAAAUGAUGUCCAAUCCAUCCAGUCUAGGACAGUUGGCAACCCUCUCUGCCCCAGGCUGGGGCUGUAGCUGAGGACAGCUGCAGAGUUUUGGGCCUGUGGGCUGUAGAGCCCCUGACAAGGCCAGUGGGCCAACAAAAGUGUGUGGGGCCUGCAGGACCCCAAGAUGGCCACCCAGAGGCCAGGGCCUGGAGGAGCCAGCAGUGGGACAGGCCCCCAAGCAUGGGGAAACCAGGCACAAAUCUGCACCUGUACUUCCCAUGUCUAUGUAACCAGAACUCAGGUCUCAAGAAGCAUAGCUUCUAGACUUUCACCAAGUCCUACAAAGCCAUUUAGGUUUAAUGUUAAACUAGCCUGAACAAUCUUUGUUAAGCCAUAAGUAAAAGUCAGCCAACUUCAAAAUGUAGCUACUGAGAACAUAACAGAAAGUUCACAUUAUAACCAAGCUGCAUCACAAUUUUCAUAGAUUCAAAGACCAAGAGGAAGGAAAUAUGAUGAUCUAGUCUGGCUAACAUAAAACUGGCUACAAAAUGUCCUCCAGGAGUGCCUGUCAGAAGCCUUGAAACUUAUGGUAGAGUUAGAGCAACUUGGCAUCCAUUUUGAUCUAAAGCCUUCAAGUGAUGGGGAACCAACCACGUCCCAUGGCUCCAUUUAUGAAAUGUUUGGAAAUGAAUGCUGCCUGCCAACUGGAGAACUGAUUAAAGUUACUGGGUUCAAAAUUAAUAAGAUCAUUGCAAGCAUCUUUGAGAAUAAUGAAGACAGCCAGUGCUCAGCCAGAAUUGAGUUGCCUCUGAAUUUUCCAGGACUUUGUAAGAUCAUGGCUGAUAAAACUCCGUAUCUGAGCAUUGAAGAAAUCACAAGAAAAGUAUCUAUUGGCCCAACACGACUGGGCCACCCUUGCUUCUACUGCAAUGAAGACAUAAAAUUGGCAAACCUCACCAUCAGACAAGGUGAGCAGAUCAUGUUCAAUUCCGUAGAAGAGGUCAACGGGACAUUGACUGUGAACUGUGGAGUAGUACGAGACAAUCAGUCUCACUCCUUUACUUUGCCACUCUCCCAAGAAGGAGAGUUCUAUGAAUGUGAAGAUGACCAUAUUUACACCCUGAAAGAGAUUGUUGAAUGGAAAAUCCCCAAGAGUAGAACCCGGGUUGUGAAAUUUACCAAUAUGUUGCACACAUGGGAGUCCUCUAAUCCACUUCCUGAGAAUUUUGAUGGCUGCCUGAUUCUAGCACCAAUCUAUGAAGUACAAGGAGUGAUGAAAUUUCGAAGGGAUAUAGUUCAUAUCCUCUCUGAUCUAGACAUUGAAGUCAAAGAUGUAACAGACUGUUAUGAUAUUAACUGUUUCCUUCAACCAUUAUCUAUGGUAGAUGUAUUUGAGAGGACAAGCAAAGAAUUUCCUAUGGUUGCUGAGGUAAUAGAAGGGCCGACAGGAAGGCAACAACCUUACAAUUUAUUAUAUCCUGGGAAAGAAAUAGUCAUUCACAAAAAGUACCAGGCGACCAGAAUCCUUGCAUCUGAGAUCAGAAGUGAUUCCUGCAAAAGACACUUUUUAAUUCCUGCCAGCUACAAAGGAAAGUUCAAGAGAAGACCUCGGGAGUUUCCAACUGCCUACGACCUGGAGCUAGCAAGAAGUGACAAGGAGCAGCUUCAUGUUGUAGCAACUAAAGCCUUUGAUUCUCCCCAUGCAGAAUUGUUUUCUGUUUCUGUUGGAGACCAGUUUCUAGUUCAACAGUGCCAGAUGGGUGAAGUCAUAUAUCAGGGAAGGAAAAAAGUGAUAGAUGUUUUAGCCUGUGAACAAAUACUAAGUGAGGCCUAUAAGGAAGUGCUUCUCCCUAUGUACAUGGAAGGUAGCUUUGUAGAAGUGAUUCAUGACAAGAAACAGUACCAGCUUUCAGAACUUUGCAAAGAAUUCCAUUUGCCCUUUAAUGUCAAAGUGUCUGUGAGGGAUCUCUCCAUUGAGGAGGAUGUCUUGGCUGCCGUGCCUGGACUGCGGCUUGAAGAAGAAAUCACCGACUCUUACUUGCUAAUCAGCAGUGCUGGUGAUCCUGCGGACAGCUGGGAAAUUCCUGUGUAUCGUCUAAAUAUGUCUGUUCAGUUGCUCAGCAAACCAGCUGAAGAAACUGUAUCUGCCCCAACUAGGACUAUUGUGGAAGAGAUCAGUGAAGAACAAUAUUACAUGGUGAGGAGAUUUGAAAACCAAGCCCUACACCCACCCCCCAGGCCUCCGAAAAAGCCAACAACACUGGGAUCAAAACCUCUUCUCACUGUAUCACAGCAAAUUGUGCCGGAUGCACCAGAGGCUUCGAAGAAUUUCUGUGUAGACACCACAAAGAAACUCUGCUCAGAUCAAGCUGAAUUACAAGUUAGUUGUCAAAAUGAUUUAGUGCAACGAGAGAAUGAGGAUGACAUGACUGCGACAGCUACAUUAGUGGACACCAAUGUGAUUAAAGGUCCAAUAAACAAUAUGCUUCCAAAGCAUGGACAAGAAAAGGAACCGGAGAAGCACGUCUAUGAAUAUUUGGAUGAAAAUGUAAUUGAAAAUGUAAGGAAAAAGUUCCAAGACACCACAGUUCAUAAUAAAACAUACCUCCUGAAAAAGAGGGAAGAAACCUCUAAAAUGGAAUAAUACUGAAAUUAACCAGAAACGAGUG